Messenger RNA from Paramecium primaurelia, 5737 nucleotides. NCBI's taxonomy places the organism in Eukaryota, Ciliophora, Oligohymenophorea, Peniculida, Parameciidae. The record is from the annotation of a GenBank genome assembly.
AUGAAUUAGUUAUUACAAUUAUAGUAUAUUUCUUUGUGCUCAAGAGUGUUGUAAGAAUUAGAGAAUCAUACAGGGAUUAAGGAUAAGGUGUUGGCUGAAUAUAUUAUUGAUUUAGGUAGAUAAAGUAAGGAUGAAAAGGAAUUUAAAUAAAAAUUGGAUGCAGCAAAAGCUGAUUUUACAGAUCAAUUUACAAAUUCUCUAUUCAAUAUCAUAAAGAAAAUGUCUCCUUAAGAAAAAAAGUAAGUAGAACAGCCACCAUAAAUAGAGUAGGUAGUUAAAGAAUAGAAAUUCCCAGGAUUAGCAUUACCAAAUCGUGAAAUAGUUUAAUUAGAGGAUAUGGAAGAGUAAUCAAGAUCAAGGUCAUUAUCAAAAAAUAAGAAGAAGAAGAAGGAUAAGAAAAAGAAAAAGGACAAAAAUAAGGAUAAAGAAAAGGAUAAAGAAAAAGAAAAGGAAAAAAAAGAUAAGAAAGAGCCAUCUGCAUCUCCAUAAAGAACUCAUAGAGAUAUAGAAAAAGGACAUAUAUAUGAGGGUGUUGUAACAAAAGUGCAAGAUUUUGGAGUUUUUGUAUAGAUAGCUGGUUUUAAAGGUAGAAAAGAAGGUUUAGUUCAUAUUUCCAAUAUAAGAGAGAAAAGAGUUACUAAUCCUUUUGAUAUAUUGAAAAGGAAUUAGAAAGUUUUUGUGAAGGUGAUUAGUAUAGUGAAUGAAAAGAUUGCAUUAUCAAUGAGAGAUGUGGAUUAAAAUACUGGUUAGGAGAUAGAAAAGAAAGCUAAGGCAAUGAAUGAAUAUGAUCAAGUGAUAAAAUAAUAGGAGUAGAGUAAGGAUAAUAAUAGAUAUGGAGCAAUAACAGGUGUAAAAUUAGAUGUGGCAUAAGAUGCUUGUAAAAAGAAAGCAAAAAGAAUAGCAUCUCCAGAUUUAUGGGAAAAGACUAGAUUAGAAUAUAAUUCAAAAUUGGUUCGUUAGAUAGACAAUAAAGCUAUUGUAGAAGAUUCAGAAUCAGAAGGUUUUGUGUCAGAUUCAGAAGAUUUAGAAAUAGAUAUGAAUGAUUAUGAACCUCCAUUUUUAAAAGGAUAAACAACUAAAGCAGGAAUAAAUUUAUCACCAAUAAGAGUUGUGAAAAAUCCAGAAGGGACUUUGUAAAGAGAAGCCUUACAUGCUUAAUAAUUGGCAAGAGAAAGAAGAGAAAUGAGAGAAUAAUAAUAAAGAGCAAUAAAUGAAUAAAAUAGAGAUAAAUAUAGAGAGGAUCCUUUAGCUUAGAUUUCUGGGAAUAUGAAUUAAAUGUAAGUAGAAAUUCCUGAAUGGAAAAAAGAAGCAAUGUUCAAAUCAAGUGUAAGGAAUAGAACUCAUAUGAGUAUUAAAGAAUGGAGAGAAUCUUUACCAAUUUAUAAUUUUAAAAAUGAAUUAUUGUCUGCUAUAAAAGAGAAUCGAAUUUUAAUAGUAAUAGGAGAGACAGGUAGUGGAAAAACAACUUAGAUUACAUAAUAUUUAAUGGAGGCUGGAUAUGGUAGAAAUGGAAUGAAAAUAGGUUGCACUUAACCUAGAAGAGUUGCAGCAAUGUCUGUUGCAAAAAGAGUGGCUGAAGAAAUGGGAGUACAACUUGGAGAUGAAGUUGGUUAUGCUAUAAGAUUUGAAGAUUGUACAGGUCCUAAUACAAUAAUUAAAUAUAUGACAGAUGGAAUGUUAUUAAGAGAAGCAUUAAUAGAUAAAGAUAUGAGUCAAUAUAGUGUUAUAAUGUUAGAUGAAGCACAUGAAAGAACUAUUAAUACUGAUGUGUUAUUUGGAUUAUUAAAAUAAGUAGUUGCUAAAAGAAAUGAUUUUACAUUAAUUGUAACAUCUGCCACUUUAGAUGCUGAAAAGUUUUCAUCUUAUUUUUUUAAUUGUAAGAUAUUUAGAAUUCCAGGACGUAAUUUUCCUGUUGAAGUAUUUUUCACAAAUGAACCUGAAGAAGACUAUUUAGAAGCUGCAUAAUUAUGUGUAAUUUAGAUUCAUUUAGAAGAACCAGCUGGUGAUAUCCUAUUGUUUUUAACAGGAUAAGAAGAAAUAGAUACAGCAUGUUAAGUACUUCAUGAAAGAAUGAAAAAAUUAGGUCCUGAUGCUCCUGAAUUAAUUAUUUUACCUGUUUAUUCUGCUUUACCUACAGAAUUACAAUAAAAGAUUUUUGAUCCUGCACCUACAGGAGCCAGAAAAAUUGUUAUAGCUACAAAUAUUGCUGAAGCAUCUAUUACUAUUGAUGGAAUUUAUUAUGUUGUUGAUCCAGGAUUCUCUAAAAUCAAAGUAUAUAAUCCAAAAUUGGGUAUGGAUUCCUUAAUUAUUGCUCCAAUCAGUUAAGCAUCUGCUUAAUAAAGAGCUGGUAGAGCAGGAAGAACUGGACCAGGAAAAUGUUAUAGAUUGUAUACUGAAUAAGCAUUUAAUACAGAAAUGUUACCUACUUCAGUACCUGAAAUAUAAAGAACUAAUUUGGCAAAUACUAUUUUAUUAUUAAAAGCAAUGGGAAUACAUGAUCUAUUGAAUUUUGACUUUAUGGAUCCUCCACCUGUAUAAACUAUGAUUGCAGCAAUGGAAUAAUUAUAUGCAUUAGGAGCUUUAGAUGAUGAAGGAUUGUUAACAAAGGUAGGUAGGAAGAUGGCAGAAUUUCCUUUGGAACCACCAUAAGCUAAAAUGUUAUUGACUGCAGUUGAUUUGGGAUGUGUAGAUGAAAUCAUUACAAUUAUUGCAAUGUUAUCAGAACCUAAUAUCUUCUAUAGACCUAAAGAUAGAUAAUAAUUAGCAGAUUAGAAAAAGGCCAGAUUUCAUAGACCAGAAGGUGAUCAUUUGACAUUGUUAACAGUUUAUGAACAUUGGAAGAAAAACAAUUUUAGUAAUGUUUGGUGUCAUGAGAAUUAUAUAUAAGCCAGAUCUAUGAGGAGAGCUUAAGAUGUUAGAAAAUAAUUAUUAUAAAUUAUGGAAAGAUACAAAUUCUAAAUUACUUCUUGUGGUAAAGACUUUUGGAAAAUUAGGAAAGCUAUAACUGCUGGUUAUUUCUUUCAUGUUGCUAAAAAAGUAUUAUAAAUUAUUAAUAUUAGGAUUAAGCUGAAGGUUAUAAAACUUUAUCUGAUAAUCAAUAAGUCUAUAUCCAUCCUAGUAGUGCAUUAUUUAACAAAGGACCUUUAUGGUGUGUUUAUCAUGAAUUAGUAAUGACAUCAAAAGAAUACAUGAGGGAAGUAUGUGAAAUAGGUAUAUAAUAAUAAUAUUCUUUUAGAACCUAGAUGGCUUAUUGAGGUUGCUGAAAAUUACUUUAAGGCUCACAAUCAAAUGGGAUAACUCUCAAAAACCAAGAAAUCAGAGAAACUCGAUCCAUUAAGUUGCAAAUUUGGAGAUGCUAAUGCAUGGAGACUAAGUAAGCGUAAAGGUUGAUAUUAAAUAUUAUAUUUAAUAUUAUUUAUAUAUUUCAUGCUUGAUUUUCCAUGUAUUAUUUCUGAAAUAAAUAGAACAAAGUGAUUAUCCUCUAUUUUAAUUUAAUGCUAGAAGAGUAAGUCAUUUGGUUUUGUAAUAAUGUACUACUGCUAAAUCUUAAAAAGUCUAAAUGAUUAAUUUACAAAGGAAACCAAUAAAAAACAAUUCAUUAAUACAUUGUUUUCGUUUAUUAAAGGGAUAAACAGAUGACUAUAAUUUAAAUUUAAUCCAAACUGAAAAGAAAAUAAGAAGUAAGAAAAUUAUAAAUUUAAAACCAUUGAAGAAUGUAAUUGAAAAAAUAGCUUUAAUAAGAUAAUNUAUUUUAUUAUUAAAAGCAAUGGGAAUACAUGAUCUAUUGAAUUUUGACUUUAUGGAUCCUCCACCUGUAUAAACUAUGAUUGCAGCAAUGGAAUAAUUAUAUGCAUUAGGAGCUUUAGAUGAUGAAGGAUUGUUAACAAAGGUAGGUAGGAAGAUGGCAGAAUUUCCUUUGGAACCACCAUAAGCUAAAAUGUUAUUGACUGCAGUUGAUUUGGGAUGUGUAGAUGAAAUCAUUACAAUUAUUGCAAUGUUAUCAGAACCUAAUAUCUUCUAUAGACCUAAAGAUAGAUAAUAAUUAGCAGAUUAGAAAAAGGCCAGAUUUCAUAGACCAGAAGGUGAUCAUUUGACAUUGUUAACAGUUUAUGAACAUUGGAAGAAAAACAAUUUUAGUAAUGUUUGGUGUCAUGAGAAUUAUAUAUAAGCCAGAUCUAUGAGGAGAGCUUAAGAUGUUAGAAAAUAAUUAUUAUAAAUUAUGGAAAGAUACAAAUUCUAAAUUACUUCUUGUGGUAAAGACUUUUGGAAAAUUAGGAAAGCUAUAACUGCUGGUUAUUUCUUUCAUGUUGCUAAAAAAGUAUUAUAAAUUAUUAAUAUUAGGAUUAAGCUGAAGGUUAUAAAACUUUAUCUGAUAAUCAAUAAGUCUAUAUCCAUCCUAGUAGUGCAUUAUUUAACAAAGGACCUUUAUGGUGUGUUUAUCAUGAAUUAGUAAUGACAUCAAAAGAAUACAUGAGGGAAGUAUGUGAAAUAGGUAUAUAAUAAUAAUAUUCUUUUAGAACCUAGAUGGCUUAUUGAGGUUGCUGAAAAUUACUUUAAGGCUCACAAUCAAAUGGGAUAACUCUCAAAAACCAAGAAAUCAGAGAAACUCGAUCCAUUAAGUUGCAAAUUUGGAGAUGCUAAUGCAUGGAGACUAAGUAAGCGUAAAGGUUGAUAUUAAAUAUUAUAUUUAAUAUUAUUUAUAUAUUUCAUGCUUGAUUUUCCAUGUAUUAUUUCUGAAAUAAAUAGAACAAAGUGAUUAUCCUCUAUUUUAAUUUAAUGCUAGAAGAGUAAGUCAUUUGGUUUUGUAAUAAUGUACUACUGCUAAAUCUUAAAAAGUCUAAAUGAUUAAUUUACAAAGGAAACCAAUAAAAAACAAUUCAUUAAUACAUUGUUUUCGUUUAUUAAAGGGAUAAACAGAUGACUAUAAUUUAAAUUUAAUCCAAACUGAAAAGAAAAUAAGAAGUAAGAAAAUUAUAAAUUUAAAACCAUUGAAGAAUGUAAUUGAAAAAAUAGCUUUAAUAAGAUAAUAAUAAUAGCCAAGAAGAAAAUCUGCAUAUGGAGAUGCAUUUGGUGAAAUGACAGCAAAAUAAUUUUCUAAUUUACCAACUCAAAUUUAAUAACAUCAUUAAAUUGAUGGUUAAAGAUUUGCUUUAACAAGUUUUGCUGAUAUUUUAGAAAGAAAGAAAUAAAAAAAAACUACAAGAAAACCUAGUUUACUUAGAAAAUUAACUAAAUAAGACACCAUUGUUGGUAAUUAUUAUUUUAAUUAAUUUAAGAAUAUGAUAAUAUGGAAAGACCACCUUCAUGUAAAACACCCCCUAGAUAAACUACUAAUAGAUUAACUCAUAAAUCUUAAAUGGAAAUUUAAAAAGAAAAAUAUUUCAAAGUUUAAGAUUGUAAAAUGAUUUAAUUUUUAGCUGGAAAAUCUGAAUAAUUAAAAAUGUUAAUGAAUGGCAAUAAAGCUAUUACUCUUAAUCUCUAAUUAACAACUCCAUAAUCUUCUUAAAUUAUUAUUAAUCAUAGAAAUUCAGCCUUAUUUCCAACACUUCCAAUCAAUAAAAUUAGUAGAUGUAUAACUAACCCUUAUGAAAAUAAAUUUGGUCUUUAAUUAAGUAGUCGAUCAUUAAAUAAUUAAAAUACUCCAUAUCUUAAAUAAAAUCAAAUGCUCACAAAAUUAAUAUAAAUAGAACUUAAAAAUUAAUCUCAUCCUUUAUAGAGAUUAAGUUAUCAUUUAUGA